AUGUUGUCGAAACUCAAGGAUAAGCCCAGACCAGCAAUUGGCGCAUCAUGGAUGAGGAAAAGGAGAGUGCUGCGCUUCUAUGUCGCGCUGCUUCUCGUCGCUGGUUUUACUUAUAAACUGUGGCCCCGCAUCGAGUAUAUACCCGAGGAACCCCCAACAGUUAUACAAAAUAUCCCCAUCGCCUCCUCGGGCGUCAAGUGCGAACCCGACUUGGACGUUCUCCGCCGCCUGGAGGUUCGGAAGCUUUCUCUGUAUGAACGGCGUGAGAUGAUCGUCGCUCGUUCCUCGGAAUCGAAUCUGCCCAUCCGCCAGCGGCUCAAUAUCCCCUUGCUUCAGCAACAAUCGUCGAGCGAUGAGGCUCGUAAGCUGGGUCUGCCAUCGCAGGACGAUUGCUACAUUAAACCCCCAGUUACGGUGCAGGUGCCUCCGUCACCUGCGAAUGUGGAUGCUUCGCAUAUUGACUUUGGCGUUGCUACGACGUUGGAACGGUUGAACGACUCGUUGGACGCCUUUACGCACUGGGCUGGUUACACACGCACUCGUAUUUUCGCCUUGAUUGAACCGGAUGAACGAGUGGAGGAGGUCCAGGCCAAGGCCGAUAGCCUGGGGAUCAACCUGUUCGUGACACAGUCGGAGGAGGAGUAUCUGACUCGAUACUUCUUACUGGUUGCGCAUCUGGCGAAGAACAUGCGGCCGUGGACGCGCUGGGCCUGCAUAAUUGACGAUGACACCUUUUUCCUGUCCAUGGCGGCCUUGGUGGAUGCGCUUGCCGAAUACGACCACACGAAACCCAUGUACAUUGGGGGCGUGUCGGAGAGUGUUUCGCAGAUUGGCUUUUUCGGCCUGCUGGGAUACGGCGGCGCGGGCGUCUUUCUGUCUCGUCCCCUGGUGCAGCAAUUGAGCAACCACGACGUCUUCGAAGCCUGCCAAGCCAUGCCUCACACCGGGGACCGGAGAAUCGCACUCUGCAUAUACCAGCACACGGACACGAAGCUGACGGUGGAUUAUCGACUGCACCAACUCGACAUGCGAGGCGACGUGUCGGGGUUCUUCGAGUGCGGGCGCGAACCACCGCUAUCCGUGCAUCACUGGAAGUCAUGGUUCCAGGCCGACAUGGCUAAACUCAGCGUCAUCACGAAUCUCUGCGGGGAUAAGUGUUUACUGCGCCAGUGGCAGUUUUCAGACGGCUGGACCCUCACCAAUGGCUUCUCCAUCGCCAAAUACAGUACCGAGAUCGACGUGGACGAUAAGACCAUGGAGCUCUCGUGGGUCGGCAACAAAGAGUCGUUCAUGCAUGCGCUCGGUCCUCUCAGGCCCAAGGACAUGGGCAAAUUCAGCUAUAUUCUCGAGGACUCGGUGUUCUUUGGCAACCAAGUGCGCCAAUGGUACGUCCACCGCGACGCCAAGAACGGCGACCAGAUCAUCGAGUUGAUCUGGAAGACAGCGUAG
Molecule: messenger RNA, 1449 nt
Organism: Aspergillus viridinutans
Lineage: Eukaryota; Fungi; Ascomycota; Eurotiomycetes; Eurotiales; Aspergillaceae
Product: glycosyltransferase family 31 protein
Exons: 1
Coding region: 1-1449 (482 amino acids)
Cellular component (GO): membrane
Molecular function (GO): acetylglucosaminyltransferase activity
Source: RefSeq, a predicted model, not a curated record